AUGGGCAACAAACACUCAUCUUCUGUGGUUCCCCAUCAAUCUCGCGAACAGCGCGUCGGCGUUAACAUCAAUCAUAAUCAUUCUACUCCAGUAUCUCACAUCAGUCUGAAAUAUCACAAAUCACAGACUUCACUAUCAAAAAUAUCGUCGUAUGAUACACUUUCGUGCGAGAAACCUUCGGCGCCUCCUCAUAAUCAUAAUCCGAACGUCACUCAUUUAUACCCGACACUGACAACAUACACACCCUUGACGCCCUCGAUCUCGCGACAAGAUGCUGAGGCACGCGCAUAUAGUGCAUUUCUCAAAUCGUUCCCAGAAUAUCAGAGCACCUGGAUACUUGAUACCCUCCGAAGAACAGAUUUCGCCAGAUUGGAUCGAACCGGUGAAACAUAUGUAGAUUACAUGGGCGGGGCACAAUAUCCUGAGAGCCUUGUUCGCGUUCAUAGCGCAUUCCUAACCGAAGCUGUCAUGGGAAACACACAUUCGGUCAGUAAUAGCUCCAAGUUAUCAUCACGAUAUGCUGACGAGGCGCGGGAUACGGUUCUUUCAUUCUUUCGAGCCCCGCCAGGGUACACCGUCGUGUUUACAGCAAAUGCAACAGCUGCAUUGAAGCUUGUUGGGGAGGCAUAUCCCUUCAAGUCCAAUAGUGACUAUGUCCUCGGUGCCGACUCUCAUAAUAGCGUCCAUGGAAUCCGAGAGUACGCUUCACGUCGCGGAGCUGAAGUACAUUACAUCCCAUCAACUAGUACUGGAGGUUUCGUUCUAUCUACUGCCAAGGAUAUAUUGAGUCAGCACAGACCACAGAACGCUUCCUCACUUUUUGCCCUAACCGGCCUUUCCAAUAUCUCUAACGCGAAAAAUUCACUCUCAAUCAUCGGAUUUGCAUCCUCACUUGGAUACCACACACUUCUUGAUGCUGCCGCGCUGGCACCGUCAUCCGUCAUUUCUCUUUCGGAAACCCCUGUUGAUGCUAUGGUUGUAAGCUUUUACAAAAUGUUCGGUUAUCCAACGGGCGUCGGAGCCCUCAUUGUCAAGGAGUCGUUCUUAGAGAUCUUGGAGCGCCCAUGGUUCGCUGGUGGAACCGUUGAUGUCGUCCAGGAUGGAACCAUCAAUUUCAUGACGUUACCCGCGGUCACAGACGGUCUACGAUUUCUCUCUGUAUAUCUGCCAUUCCUCCCUCUCCGCCUCUCAUGUCUUACCCAUUACCUUGUCACCUCGCUCUCUCGUCUGAGACAUGAUUCGACUGGAACCCCUGUCGUUAAUAUUCUAUCCAAGCUUCCUUCUAGGAGACUGAAAUCUGUUGGGGAACAGGGUGACAGCGGAUCUACAAUCUCUCUUAUCUUCCUCUCGGCAAGUUGCAUGUGCAAUCCCGGGGGUGCAGCCUCGUUACUGGGUAUUCAAGACCAGACGAAGCAACUGUAUCCCGGCGUCACGCUCAAAGACUUUGAGCGAGUGGUCGGCCGCGAGCUUGGUGUUGUGCGGAUUAGUCUAGGACUCGGAAGCAAUUUCCAGGAUGUGUGGAAGGUUAUGAUGUUCGCGUCAUCCUUGGCAGAUAGUCGUACACGACAGGCACUCUGGGAAACUUGGACCAAUGUUCCUAUCGGACAGGCUAUAUAA
Suillus discolor is the source of this 1617-nucleotide messenger RNA. Its product is annotated as PLP-dependent transferase. Gene Ontology annotation, molecular function: molybdenum cofactor sulfurtransferase activity. The transcript has 5 exons. Bases 1 to 1617 code for a protein of 538 amino acids. The record is from RefSeq and is a predicted model, not a curated record. Gene Ontology annotation, biological process: molybdopterin cofactor metabolic process. Lineage: Eukaryota; Fungi; Basidiomycota; Agaricomycetes; Boletales; Suillaceae.